Molecule: messenger RNA, 2512 nt
Organism: Botrytis deweyae
Lineage: Eukaryota; Fungi; Ascomycota; Leotiomycetes; Helotiales; Sclerotiniaceae
Exons: 4
Coding region: 1120-2139 (339 amino acids)
Biological process (GO): carbohydrate metabolic process; N-acetylneuraminate catabolic process; N-acetylglucosamine catabolic process
Cellular component (GO): cytoplasm
Molecular function (GO): identical protein binding; glucosamine-6-phosphate deaminase activity
Source: RefSeq, a predicted model, not a curated record
AAGCUUAUCUAAGCAUCAAUAAUGAUCACUUCUAUUGUCAAAGUACAGAUUGGAUUUUGGGAUAUCAACGUCUCUCAUCAACUGUGAUCUGAUAUGUCUUGACAGUUUCUAACUAAUAUUCCUCUACGACUUCACAACCCAAGUACCAAGACGGAAGAUCAAUUCCAUCCAUGAUCCAUCAGUAAGUAAUUCAUGAAUUAAUCUAGCGUUCCUCCGUACAUUCCUCCUCCAAUCCACAAUUCUAAUCGGGAUAAGCUUUAAGCGAAUGUAACGGUAAGACAACGAGAAGAAACAUCAAGCCAUCCUCCCAUACAUCAAAACGUCCUUUGGAAUUUCUCCGACCCUCCCACCUCCUUCCUUGAAACUUCACCACCAUCAACUUUGGGAGGGCUUUUGGAAAGCUUGUAUCGUGGGUGUAACUAUGUGUACGUACGACGACCAACAACCAACAAUUAUGAUAUGGAUAUGAUAUGGAUCUGAUAUGGAUAUGAUAUGCCAAUGAAAUGGUCAACGUGCUUGAUCGUUCAUCGGAACUUAUUGACCAACUUAUGACUCGGGGCUUCUAGGGCUCAUUGUGACAGCCGUUAGUGGAGAUGCAUCGAUCUUGUGGGGUAAGCAAACUACCAUCCUUCUUUCUAUCAAACUACCGGUAUCAGUAAAAGGCUAUCAGUACUGACUGGGUCGUCGUGACGUUCCAUACACUAUCAAGAUGAUGGAGGGGCAGAAUGAUAGAGUCAAAGGUCACAAUACUUGAAUCGGUCCAAUGAACAACACCAUCAUGAGAACUUUCUAUCAAGGUUUGUCGAUGAAAGUUUGCAUUUCCUUGUUGUGAAGCAUGGAAGCUAAUGGCUUGAUGCCAUCAUCCUGCGACGAAACCCAUAUCAGUAAGGUACGGCAGGCACGGCAAUCCAUUUGUCCAAUUUCUUUGAUUAUCUACAAGGUAGAUAAUCUUCGGUUUUAUAUUCACUGUUCGCAUGCCGUAUACUCCAUCUCUGCGGGAAUAUAAUCAUACCUAAACUUUCUGCAAACUUACAUUACAAUCUACAAACACCUACAUACCUUAAUAUCCACACUUCAGAAAUCCUCAUAACUUCCUACAUUAAUUCAAAUACAAUCAAAAUGAGAUUCAUCAUCAGAGAUGGCAGAACAGAGGCAUCUGCCUACGUUGCGCAGUACAUUGUUGAUCGUAUCAACGCUUUCGGACCUACCCCAGACCAUCCGUUCGUUCUUGGUCUUCCUACUGGUUCCUCCCCGAUUGGCAUAUAUAAGAUUCUCGUCGAAAAGUACAAGGCUGGUGAAAUCUCAUUCAGAAAUGUUGUCACUUUCAAUAUGGAUGAAUACAUUGGUAUUCCACGCAACCAUCCAGAAAGCUAUCAUACAUUCAUGUACAAGCAUUUCUUCUCCCACGUUGAUGUCCUUCCUCAAAACGUCCACAUCCUAAAUGGCAAUGCCGAGAAUCUCGAGGCCGAAUGCGUACAAUAUGAGGAAGCUAUCAAAGCAAAGGGCGGAAUCGAUUUGUUCCUUGGCGGAAUUGGACCAGAUGGACAUAUCGCAUUCAAUGAGCCUGGAUCUUCCCUCGCAUCUCGUACAAGAGUCAAGACUUUGGCAUAUGAUACAAUCAUUGCCAAUUCCCGAUUCUUCGAUAACGAUUUGGAAAAGGUUCCAAAGAUGGCUUUGACAGUGGGUAUUCAAACUAUCUUGGAGGCUAGAGAAGUUGUCAUCAUUAUCACUGGAGCACAUAAAGCUUUGGCUUUGGCAAAAUGUAUUGAAGAAGGUGUGAACCACAUGUGGACCCUCUCUUCUUUACAGAUGCAUCCACAUCCAAUGAUCGUUGCAGAUGAAGAUGCAACACUUGAGCUUCGAGUUAAAACAGUCAGAUACUGGAAAUCAAUUGAGAAAGUCGCCGCCGAUGAAGGUUUCGAACAAAUCCUUCCAUCUGCUGCUCGUACAGGCCCCAAGCGUACUGUCCCUCUCGCACCUAUGGCAGAGAGCUUAAUCAAAGAAACACCUACCAUCAAGUCUCCACAACCUCUCACAAGCACUUUCUUGGCUGCACCAGCUACCGAGUAUCCAAUUCGCAGAAGCAUUACUCCAGAUCUAAUUCCUGACCGUAUGGGAAGCAGAAUUGUAUCGGUUUGAUACUGCGGUUAGUAGUUUGGGUACGGAUUCGAUAAUAUUGGGCAUGGGAGGAUCAAAUUGGGUUACAUGGACACGAGAUAACAAGGUCUUCUCUUCGUAGCGGAAUUGUUAGUCUUUACGGUUUUCGGGGGUAGAUCUCCGCAACGCUUUUCUACGUUUCUCUUCACUUUCUUCUUUGGACUAUACGUAUCUUUGCAAGAUAUCAAGUCCUUUCUGCUUCUUUUGUUUUUAUGGCGAGCGAGACGGAAGUUAUUUACAUUAAAGUAAACUCACCUACACUAAAUUUCUAAGAUUCCCACGAAUCCUCUGUAUUACUAAAUAGACAAGAUGAGGGUCAAUGAGAAAUGAAUAAAUGAAUAUAUAAAUUAAUAAU